AUGCCUAAUCAAACGGGUAGCAAUGUCAUCUCCUUCAAGGAAAGAGCAACGAUCGAUCCGAUCAAACCUCUCUACGAUCUCCUUAUCGUCGAGCUGACAAUCCAGAAUAUCGAUGUCGCAAGGAUAUUGGUCGACACCGGAAGCUCGGCUGAUAUCAUCUUCAAAAACACCCUCGAAAGAAUGAAAAUCAAUCCAUCCGAAAUUGCGGAAGAUCCAAAUCCAAUAGUAGGACUCUCGGGGGAAGCUACCAUGACUCUCGGCACAAUCAACCUCUUGGUUAAGGCCGACAGCAUGACGAAAAUCGUGGAGUUUUGGGUCAUCGAUCGACCCACAUCGUAUAACGCGAUCGUAGGAACUCCAUGGCUGAAUUCCAUGCAAGCAAUCCCGUCAACAUACCACAUGUGUCUCAAAUUCCCAACCCCUCGCGGGACCGAGACCAACUGGGGAGAUCGGAGAAUCUCACGAGUCUGCUUCCCUGCAGAAUUGAAACGAAAAAACCCAUUGGCCGAGUUUCCGCCUCAAAAGAAAAAGAAAUCGUAUGUCGUUGACAACGCCCUACAACAAGAUAAAACUGAAAUCUUUUGCCACUCACGAGUGGCUGAAGCUUUGGAAGCGAAACGCGAGCGGACCUGCAAGCCCAUAAUCUCGGUAUGCUUAGACGAAACAUUCCCAGAUUGCUGCGUGGAAAUCGGCGCGAACCUAAGUGAGUAUCUAAAAAAGAACUUGCACACGUUCGCAUGGGCCGCAGAGGAUAUGCCGGGGAUUGACAUCAAGGUCACAUGUCACGAGCUGAACGUAGACCCGACUUUCAAACCUGUCAAACAAAAGAGACGAAAGUUGGGCCCCAAACGCGCAUGUGCGGUGAACAAUGAGGUCGAAAAACUCCUCAAAGUCGGAUCCAAAACAGAGGUGAGGUAUCCCGACUGGCUCGCUAACCCGGUCGUUGUGAAAAAGAAAAACGGAAAGUAG
Brassica napus (rape) is the source of this 969-nucleotide messenger RNA. RefSeq lists its product as uncharacterized. The record is from RefSeq and is a predicted model, not a curated record. The coding region runs from base 1 to 969 and encodes 322 amino acids. NCBI's taxonomy places the organism in Eukaryota, Viridiplantae, Streptophyta, Magnoliopsida, Brassicales, Brassicaceae. The transcript has a single exon.